Elgaria multicarinata webbii is the source of this 1804-nucleotide messenger RNA. RefSeq names its product E3 ubiquitin-protein ligase TRIM7-like. The transcript is spliced from 7 exons. Gene Ontology annotation, cellular component: cytoplasm. Lineage: Eukaryota; Metazoa; Chordata; Lepidosauria; Squamata; Anguidae. Gene Ontology annotation, molecular function: protein binding; ubiquitin protein ligase activity; zinc ion binding. Bases 54 to 1511 code for a protein of 485 amino acids. The record is from RefSeq and is a predicted model, not a curated record. Gene Ontology annotation, biological process: protein ubiquitination.
UUUCUAAGCUCCAGAAAAGGAAGUUUAUCUCAUUUCAGUCUCGUUAGACUACAAUGGCUGCACAGAACUAUGUAAAGAACCUUCAGGAUGAAGCCAUUUGCUCUAUUUGUUUAGAAUACUUUAAAGAACCUGUUACUCUUCCCUGUGGCCACAAUUUCUGCCAGCCCUGCAUUGCUCAACAUUUGGCGAAAUCAGAAACUACCAUGGCCUGUCCUCAGUGCCGAGAAACCACUCACCAAAGGAACUUCCAGCCGAACAAGCAGCUGGCAAAGUUGGUCGAAAUUGUCAAGCAGAUGGAAGCUGACCAGGCAGGAACAACAAGAGGAGAGACAAUGUGUGAGAGGCACCAGGAGGCUCUGAAAGUUUUCUGUGAGGAGGAUCAGGCCCCUAUUUGUCUCGUCUGCCAUCUGUCCCAGGAACACCGAGGUCACUCUUGCUUUCCCAUAGAUGAAGCCUCUCGGGAUUACCUGGAAAAAAUUCAAGGUCAUUUGAGACUUUUGAAGAAAGAGAAAGCAGAACUGGAGAAGCUUCAAACAGAUGGGGAGAACAAAAGACAAAAGUACAUGCAAAGGAUAAACACAGAGAAACAGAAAGUUCUGGCUGCAUUUCAGCAUCUGAAGCAUUUUCUAGAGGAACAGGAGGGACUCCUGCUGGCCCAGCUGGAACAACUGAAGGAAACAUCUGUCACAAUUAGAGAUGAAUAUCUCGGAAAAUUCUCAGAUGAGGUUACCCGCCUCAGUACCCUAAUUGCAGAAGUAGAGAAUAAGUGUCAGCAGCCUGCCAGUGAGUUCUUGCAGGGCAUCAGAAUCACCUUGAGCAGGUGCGAGGAGAAAACAUUUCAGAAGGCAACGGACAUUGCCCCUGAGCUAGAAAAGAGUCUGAAUAAAAUAAGUAAAAAAAUUACUGUUCUAACCACGACAUUAAAGAAAUGCAAAGGUAUUUUGUCAAAAGAAUUGAAGAAAGAAGAAAAAGAUACAUUUCUUGAUGCAUACCAAACUGUGAAUGUGACUCUGGAUGUGGAGACAGCCAAUCCUUUCCUCAUCCUCUCUGCAGAUUUGAAAAGUGUACGACUAGGGACUGAAGAGCAAGUACUUCCCAUCACUCCAAAGAGAUUUCUUUCCGACUACUGUGUGCUGGGCAAGGAGGGAUUCAUCUCUGAGAAAGUUACUUUUGUAGUGAACGUUGGACAUUCAUCUGGAUGGGCUAUAGGACUUGCCAGAGAAUCUGUAAAAAGAAAACCAAGAGUUAAUUUUAAAAUUGAGGAGGGGAUCUGGGGACUUUACUGUGCCAGGGGGGAGUAUCAAACUCUUACUCUGCCUUGCACCAAAUUGUCUCUGCCAUGGAAGCCCAAGAAAAUUAGAGCUUUACUUGAUUAUGAAGGUGGAGAAGUGGUCUUUUGUGAUGAGGAGAACAGUAAUGAGAUUUACCAUUUCAAAGCAUCCUUCACUGAGAAAAUCUUCCCUUUCUGCUGGAUCCCUGGUUUGCAUGCAGAGCUUAGGUUUUGCUCCUGAAUGGAAGACAAGAUACAGGCUUUUGAGUUGUGUGCCCCUUAGGGUUCAUUGUGGUGUCUGCAAUCCAGAAGUACCUCACCACAAAGAAAGAAAAGUGGAAAUCCGCAAUCAGAAACCAAAAUAAAAGUGUUCUAUACAAAUGAAAUAUUUUAUUGGGGGAAUUCACAUGAUACAAACCCACACACAUCACUUUUUUCAUCCAUUCCACAUGUCCUAUUUUGGAGAGGGUAACUAAAUAUUUCUGAUUAAGAGCUCCAUCACACCUACUUUUUUUAUCCAGUUUUCAUCUGUGG